Messenger RNA from Phragmites australis (common reed), 2393 nucleotides. RefSeq names its product WAT1-related protein At5g45370-like. The coding region runs from base 826 to 2022 and encodes 398 amino acids. Gene Ontology annotation, cellular component: plasma membrane. The transcript has 6 exons. Gene Ontology annotation, molecular function: transmembrane transporter activity. The record is from RefSeq and is a predicted model, not a curated record. Lineage: Eukaryota; Viridiplantae; Streptophyta; Magnoliopsida; Poales; Poaceae.
AUCAGUACUCACUACUACUCUUAUCAUGGUGUGCUGGGAGAUCAAUAUUCAAUACUACUCUCAUCAUGGUGUGCUACAUUGAGAACAAUAUAGCUAUACUAGGUUGCGAUAUUCUCAUCGCUAAUGUUGCAAAUUAUGAACAACAUAUGUGGAAUACACUACCAAAACAAUUUAUCUGUGCUGCAUACAAAGUUCUUUGUUUUUUUUUUUUUGUUAAUUUUGUUCAUAAGGUUAUGGCACCUCUUUUGUGUUUCACAAAGCUAGCACCUCUUUUGUGUUUCACAAAGCUAUUGUAGAUAGGACUCUAACUUUAUUAUUCUUUUAAGGUAGUGCUCUUAGUACCAUGUUUCUAAGUUCUUUUUAUCAAAACUAUGUGAUUUGACUAAAAAAAUCUCUUGCUUUAGUAUUGGUUAUGACUAUCAAUGCAACAGGCUUUUUUUUCUGGAGGACAACUCUAGCAAGAAAUUCCUCCAACAUAGCAGGCAAUUCUCCAAUUUAGACGUCAUAUGUGAUAAUUCUACAAUUCAAUCAUCAUAUGUAAAUUUUUGACUUCUCUUAUAACAUACAGAUAUUUAACUAGUUUGUUUAAAAAUCUGGCAAAUUUUCUCAAAGAGACCCAGGUCCAAUCAGGCAGUGCUCUGUAUCCGGCAAGAUCAGAACUGUGGCCAUCAGCGCGAGGGCAAAGUGUUGAAGCCCAGCCCACUUCAAUAAUAUCGUACCCCACCCAACGGAGCAAAGCACAUCGGGUGGCUGAGCAAACAAGCAACGGCAAAGGGGACAGCGAGUCGGCGACCCGAGGCGGAGUGAGAUCGGGAUCGGCGGGCGAUGGCGGCACGGGAGCAGGACGGCGAGGGCAGGCGGGCGCACGCGACGCUGGUGGGCGUGCAGCUCGUCUACGCCGGGUACCACGUCAUCGCCAAGCAGGCGCUCAACGUCGGCGUCAACCGCGUCGUCUUCUGCGUCUUCCGGGACCUCCUCGCCCUCUCCGUCCUCGCCCCGCUCGCCUUCUUCCAACACCACGGCUCGCCCGCUCAGGCGCGGCCGCCGCCUCUCACCUGGCGCCUCGUCUGCUCCUUCUUCCUCCUCGGGUUCACAGGCGUCUUUGGUAACCAGCUGCUGUUCUUGCUUGGCCUCAGCUACACCAAUCCCACCUACGCGGCCGCCAUUCAGCCGUCCAUUCCCGUCUUCACCUUCAUCUUGGCCCUCAUCAUGGGGACUGAAACGGUGAGCUUGGUCUCAAACGAGGGCCGAGCCAAGAUUGGUGGUACAAUCGUCUGUGUGUUGGGUGCUGUUCUUAUGGUGCUGUACAGAGGGCCAGCGGUGUUUGGUAGCGGCGAGCUUGAGCUUGAUGUUCAUAGUCAUGGUUUCAUGGCUGAUAUGUCACAGCCUGAGCCAGCUGGAUCGCUAGUAUCUUUGUUCAUGGCGUUUGGGCUGCAAAAGUGGCACAUUGGAGUGCUGUGUUUGAUCGGAAAUUGUCUCUGUAUGGCUACUUAUCUUGCGUUGCAGGCUCCAAUUUUGGUGAAGUAUCCCUCGAGUCUGUCACUGACAGCAUACUCGUACUUUUUUGGAGCUGUUUUAAUGGUUAUUUCAGGAGUUUUUGCAACAAAUGAUAAUGGCGAUUGGAGUUUGACUCAAUCUGAGUUUGCUGCUGUUGUAUAUGCUGGAGUCAUGGCAUCUGCUCUUAAUUAUGUUUUAUUGACAUGGUCCAACAAAAUUCUGGGCCCUGCUAUGGUGGCACUUUAUAACCCUCUUCAGCCAGUGGUCUCUGCUCUAUUGUCUAUGGUUUUUCUGGGAAGCCCAAUUUACCUUGGAAGUAUUAUUGGAGGGCUUCUAAUCAUCUCUGGUUUAUACCUUGUCACCUGGGCACGGCAUAGAGAAAAGCUGACUGGCAUAGGAAUAUCUUAUGUAAAAUGUGCAUCAGAAUCUCGCGACGGUGCUUCUCAUGUCUUGAAGAGUGGAAACUUGGCCUCCGGGCCCUUUAUAUCUCUUGCUAGGCUGUGGAAUGUGCCACAUGAAUCUUGAGAAGUUGAUGAUCUGAGUCUGAGAUAUUAAACUUCUUUUAGGUACCUACCUCCCUUACUGAGAUUAUAGAUACAAGAAAACAUGCUUUAGAAAGAGUGAAAUCCUGCAGAGAAUAUUCUAGUGAAGAUAUGUAGUAUUAUCUUGUAAGAAUGUCGUGUGCCCUCCUAGGAGCAAUUAGGUUUAUGUGAGACUUACACCAAAUACAAAGUCAGCUUUACCGGCUAAGUGAAAGCAAAAGCAUAUCUCCUUUUAAAAUUUCUUCUACACACGCAUGAAAUUUGUAGCCAGCUCUGACAUAUGUUCCAAGUGAGGAAAAGUUAAUCUGUAUAUCAGUGAAGUGUCCACAAUAAUUCGUGUACGUGAAUGCUGGA